Messenger RNA from Lottia gigantea (owl limpet), 243 nucleotides. RefSeq lists its product as hypothetical. The transcript has a single exon. The record is from RefSeq and is a predicted model, not a curated record. NCBI's taxonomy places the organism in Eukaryota, Metazoa, Mollusca, Gastropoda, Lottiidae. The annotation marks the transcript as partial.
UACUCUUCUAUAUUAUAUAAAAUAUACACUGAUAGCUACUCUUCUAUAUUAUAUAAAAUAUACACUGAUAGAUACUCUUCUAUAUUAUAUAAAGUAUACAUUGAUAGCUACUCUUCUAUAUUAUAUAAAAUAUACACUGAUAGCUACUCUUCUAUAUUAUAUAAAAUAUACACUGAUAGCUACUCUUCUAUAUUAUAUAAAAUAUACAAUGAUAGCUACUCUUCUAUAUUAUAUAAAAUAUAC